Hymenoscyphus albidus is the source of this 1495-nucleotide messenger RNA. NCBI's taxonomy places the organism in Eukaryota, Fungi, Ascomycota, Leotiomycetes, Helotiales, Helotiaceae. The record is from the annotation of a GenBank genome assembly.
AUGAAACCCUAUUCGACGCAGCUGAACUACGACCGCUCCUUUCCACCUGCAAACUUGCUCUCGCAGACCCCCGAUGCAAACUCUGCCUCUUUUCCGAAACCGACAACAACGGAUACGAUCCUCCUCCCGUUGCACCUUCUCGCGCCGACUCGAGAUCUGGAUGAGAAAUGGGAAUGGCAAUUACUGGAGUCGCCUGCUGGUCGGGUCUUUGUCGAGUGGGUAUGACACGAGUGGAAUUCGAAGGGUUCCACAGUCGCACGGCACUGGGACGUCGAGGUCGAAGACUCGCGAGACUAGAAUUAUUGGUGCCAACGGUAUCUGAGCGAUUGCGAAAAGGGGACGGAAAAUCGGUAUUGGCGCCAACACUCAAUGCGUUACGCAGAUUCCAGCGCGUAUCUUCUGAAACCCUUAAUUGGGGUUGUUGGUGCUGGCGCUGGCGCUGACUUUGGGGAGAUGAGGUGGUGGAUGAGAGCGAGUAGGGAGGUUGGUAGGUUGGGGAAGGGAUUUGAGGACGAUUGAUAGGCGAUGUUGGGCCAGCCGCAUUGGAAGAAGGCGAUAGUGAAUGGGAAUAGGAAGUGGAAGUUUUAGGCGUGUGGUGAAGAUGAGACGCUACGGAGGUUGACGGGUAAUGAUUAUGCGAAGAAGAAGGUCCCGCCUGUGAAGCCGUUGGGGCGUUUGCGACGAUUGUCGCGAACGGGGCGGGGAGGUGAAGGGAGGUGAGGGUGAGGGUGAGGGUGAGGGUGUAGGGCUGGAAGGAUGACGAUGUCGUUUUCUCGAGGGGAGAGACAGUGGUCGACUCGAAGGAAUGAGAAGGUCGAGAUCCCUCUCUCGAUGGUGGUGAGUCGAGGGAUACAAGGGCAGCGACACCAGUAGCAGCCUCUGGAUGGCGGUGGAGAGGUCGAUUGGUGGUGUGCAGGGCCUGGACCGGGGCUGGUUAGGCUUAGGCUUCCCCGUGGGUGCAGGUAGAGGUGCAGGUAUAGGCGCAGCGUACAAGUAUCGGCGGUAAGACCCCUUUUCGGGCUGCACUGGCUGCACCGGCUGCAGCUGUUUGGACGGGCGUGGCGGAGAGCGACCUUUAGCGAGUGCAGGUGGCUGCCAAGGGGGUGAGGAAUUGGAGACCCCAAAGAAAGCCGACGACCUCAAAGCUGUGUGAGAUGAAAUUAGAAAAACUACCGGUGGGUGUGGCGCUGUCGAUGGCGACAACGAGUGCAGAUAUGAUGAUGUUGAUGAUGAUGUUGAUGAUGAUGUUGAUGAUGAUGUUGAUGAUGAUGUUGAUGAUGAUGUUGAUGUUGAUGUUGAUGAUGAUGUUGAUGUUGAUGUUGAUGUUGAUGUUGAUGUUGAUGUUGAUGGCGAUGGUGAAAUGGUCGCAGUUACAAGUGGGGAAUUCAAAGUCGAAAUAGUGGGUGUUGUCAAAAUCUCCAUCAUUUCUGACGAUGCUAUGAUUCCAACAAUUCCAACAUGGGGAAAUGGCGAUUGGUGGAUGAAUGAUUUGUAG